Messenger RNA from Dovyalis caffra, 390 nucleotides. The record is from the annotation of a GenBank genome assembly. Lineage: Eukaryota; Viridiplantae; Streptophyta; Magnoliopsida; Malpighiales; Salicaceae.
AUGGUUCCAUUCUUCUUAAGCCUCGUCGUCUACGAAACUCUACCUACUCAUUGCAAGGCUUGUCGUGUUUUGAGGCACUCUACGACUUCUUAUGGUAAACGCCCGACCAAUGUGAAUCGGCCCAAUGAAUGGGCCGUUAAUGAGGCGACACAUGCGGAUCGGGGUAGAAUGAGUGUGUUUCGUAAGUCGGGCAUUGCUACUAUCGCUACAAACACCAUUGUGUCGUCGGUGGAAAAUCUUUCGACCCUAUGUGUUCGAAGCCAAUUCGUCGUUCCGGUGUGUGGGAGACAAUCGGGGGUAAAGCCAAAGCUAAGACCCGGUAGAACUACCAAGCUCAACAUCGAUAGAAUACUCCCGCUCGGCCUCGACGGAACGGGCAUGCUCGGCCUC